CAUAAAUUAAAUCCAAAUAUCCUAAUAUGGCUAAGAGAGGGUAUAUGCGCAUUAUCGCACUUACAAUAGCAUUCACUGCUAUUUUCUUCAGCUUGAUCAAACCAGUUCAAGCAAAGGGGAAGAGACUUAAGGAGUUGCAAGCAAUGCAGGAGUCUAGUUAUAUUAUGAACUUUAACUGGAGAGAAUUCAAGAGAUAUGUCCUCCAAAACUCUGGAGAAUACCAGAUUAUUCUUGAUUACACUAUUGGAGAGAACUGUGAUCAUUGCGAAGUGUUUGAAAGUGAGCUGAGUGAAGUCGCUUAUACAUAUCAUAGUGCUGGAAUGCAUCUUGAUCAAGAUUUGGACUCCAAACUUCCUAUUUUCUUUGCUAAGAUUGAAUUUAAUCAAAAUAAUAGAGAAGCUUUCUUGAUUAGUGAGUUCAAUUCUGCUCCAAUCUUGGCAAUCGCUACUAAGAAAGAAGCUGAUCAGUAUAAGGAAGAGAAAAAGGUUAUUUAUGAUGGCAAAACUUCAUGGGUAAUGUCAGCCCAGGACGUUACUGAAGCAGGAGUCCUAAUUGAGCAUGUCAACAGGAUGACAGGAAACAAACUUCCUAUCCGCUAUACAAUGUUGAGAACUGCUAAAGGAACUAUUCUUAUCCUGAUAGCAUUGGGAAUUUUGUUCUUCUUAAAAGAUAAACUUGCUAGUCUCAUUCAGAACAGAAUUGUCUGGUUCAUCGGGUCAGCUGUUGUAUAUCUCCAAUGUGUAGGAGGAGUUGCUUUCAGUCUUAUUCACUCUAUGCCAACAUUUAGGUAUGGCCAAGACGAAUCAGGAAAUCUUAUUGUUGAAGAGUUCUUCCAAAGAAAUGGUAGAGGACAAUAUGCUGGAGAAGGAUACAUUUGCUCUUUCUUGAUGUUCGUCACUGCAUCUUUAUUGGUUGUCUAUACAAGACUUAAUAAAAUGGAAGAUGGAAUGAAAAAGGAAAUCAUCUGUUUACUUCUUGCUAUACUCGGAUUCAUUGGCUUCACUGUGGUAAAUGAGAUCUUCCUUUUGAAGUCACCAAUGUUCUCUUCAGGUUUCUAUCCACCGAAUCAUUACAUGAGAGGACCAUACAGUGUUGACCAGGGUACAAACAUCUAAAUGAUACAUUUAUUAUCUCAACCACUGAAAAGCUUAGAGGGGUUUUGG
This is a messenger RNA of Moneuplotes crassus, 1163 nucleotides long. The record is from the annotation of a GenBank genome assembly. NCBI's taxonomy places the organism in Eukaryota, Ciliophora, Spirotrichea, Euplotida, Euplotidae.